AUGAAAAAACACCAGGCUACAAAAGCAUUGAAGUCAAGAUUUGUUCCAGAAUUUUUAGGAUUCCCCCACAUUGAAAGAGAGGUGAUAGAGAGUCACACUCGACCGCUGGCCAAGGAACUGUUUACCAGGACCAUGACAGAGAACCCCGCCAUACUUGUUCUCGACGGAACAUAUAUUUAUGUGCAGAAAAGUGGGAACUUUUCAUUUUCGAGACGAUCCUACAGCCUACACAAACACAGGCCUUUGGUAAAGCUUAUGCUUGUCGUCACAACUACUGGGUACAUUGUUUCGGUGCUAGGUCCGUAUCUAGCCGAUUCGAAGAACAGCGACGCAAAUAUUCUUAAUCACAUGAUCAGGCCAAAUGCUGAACAAAUGAAAGAGUGGGUCAGAGAAGGUGAUAUCUUCGUUGUGGACAGGGGUUUCAGGGACUCGGGUGAAAUACUAAACGACCUUGGUAUAACUAUGGAGAUGCCCACGUUCCUACCUAAAGGGGCCACGCAGCUGCAGACCAAAGAUGCCAAUUGCUCGAGCCGCAAAUUGAAAGUUUUGGCAAGGUCAUCAAAUGAACUUCAAACGCUCAUAAUUGACCAAGGACUAGAUCGGAGAUCAUAUAAAUGGACGCCAUUAGACGCAUCAGAGGCAUGUCCGUUAUUCCCUCAACUGAGUGAGGAUGAAAUCCGGGAGCUGACUCUUGGUGUAUACCAGGUUAAAUUGGCCCGCUCUUACACCCAAGAACAUUGUAGUCAUGAUGGAAGUUAUGACAUUCUUGUAAACAGUGACGUUCCAAUGAUCCUUUCUGCAAAAAUACAGAGUCGCCACAUCUCUGCCAAAAGCUACAAGCUUUGGAUCAAGUACAGCUGCAGUAUUGUUGAAGGGUGGUAUUGCACAUGUAAAAACGGAAGUAGAGUGGUGGGCAUGUGUGCUCACAUUACAAGUGUGAUAUGGUAUCUUUCUUAUAUGCGACAUGAAGCCAGCCCGUUCAAGGGCAUUCCAAACUGGGCAGACACCAUCGAGGAUGCUUCAAGGAUUCCAACAAUUGACGAAUCGGACAGUGAUGACCCAGAGGAAUAACAAUUUUUAUUAUGCAUCUAAUUAUUAUCAUUAAUUAUUUUAAUCUUUUAAAUCAUUACUUCAUCAUUUGGGACAUGCUCUGUGACACAGUGAAACGUUCCGUAGAACGCUUUGGGUCUGUUAUACAUGAAUGUAUGUUAUCAAUUUGUGCAUUUCUUAAUUGAUUUUCCAAAAUGUUUAAUGCUUUUAAUCAAUAUUUUACCCUAAAGAAAAGAUCAACUGAUUCAUUUUUAAUUCGCUUAAUUGUGCAUAUUUUCUAUCAUAAAUAAUAUAUUAAAGUUCGCUUUAAUUUUGUAAAUUUUCUUUUUCUUUAGGGUGGGAGGGUCCGGUGAAGUUGAAUGUUAUAAACUGUGAAACCCUCUUCACUUUUAAAAAAGCCUAUUCCAAUAAUUGACGACGAACCUCUUCACUUUUAAAACGCAUAUUCCAAUAAAAGACAUCGAAAAGAAAAACAUGAGAUAAGAAAAAACAGCCCAUAGAUUUCAUUAUUAAUAGUUUAAAAAAGUUUGUCGCACAUAUCGUUUCACUAUAUAUAUAUAAACAAUACUUAGAUUUAUGAAAAUGAUAUUGAAGAUGAAAUUUAACAGAAAGAAAAUGAAAUAAAUAAAGAAGCCGAUAAUGAUAAUUAUUGUUUUCCUUGAAUUCGUUUAUGACGUCAAUAUUUUAAAUUCUGAAAGUACGUCAUAACGUCAUCGGAAAACUAUAAACGACGCUAUGUUUGAGGGACUAUACAAUGAAAGCGAUUAAAGAUAUUCAUAAAAAACAAACUGUUUCACAACCAGCAUAUUGUCAAGGUAUCCCGUAUUAAAUUUUAUUAAUUUCGGUUACAGGGCCGAUUUUG
Magallana angulata is the source of this 1912-nucleotide messenger RNA. RefSeq lists its product as uncharacterized. The transcript has 4 exons. Lineage: Eukaryota; Metazoa; Mollusca; Bivalvia; Ostreida; Ostreidae. Gene Ontology annotation, molecular function: zinc ion binding. Bases 1 to 1071 code for a protein of 356 amino acids. The record is from RefSeq and is a predicted model, not a curated record.